This is a messenger RNA of Nannospalax galili (Upper Galilee mountains blind mole rat), 5868 nucleotides long. It is a transcript of the gene Itgb4, whose product is annotated as integrin subunit beta 4. NCBI's taxonomy places the organism in Eukaryota, Metazoa, Chordata, Mammalia, Rodentia, Spalacidae. Gene Ontology annotation, cellular component: cell surface; focal adhesion; membrane. The transcript is spliced from 40 exons. The coding region runs from base 135 to 5582 and encodes 1815 amino acids. Gene Ontology annotation, molecular function: integrin binding. Gene Ontology annotation, biological process: integrin-mediated signaling pathway; cell-matrix adhesion; cell migration. The record is from RefSeq and is a predicted model, not a curated record.
UACCUGCCCAGCCAUAAAGCGCUGCCCGCCCGCCCGCCGCCGCGCUCCCGACCGGCCCCUCCACUCGCGCGCUUCGCUCGACAUAGCGGCCGCCCAGGCGCCCAGGACGCACGGUCCAGCCACGGAGGAAGAGGAUGGCAGGGCCAUGUUCCUGCCCGUGGGUGAAGCUGCUGCUGGCAGUGAUGCUGAGUGUCAGCCUCCCUGGAAAUAUGGCCAACCGCUGCAAGAAGGCUCAGGUGAAGAGCUGCACAGAGUGCAUCCGUGUGGAUAAGAGCUGUGCCUACUGUACAGAUGAGCUGUUCAAAGAGAGGCGUUGCAACACCCAGGAGGAGCUGCUGGCCGCAGGAUGCCGUCGGGAAAGCGUGCUGGUCAUGGAGAGCAGCCUUGAGAUCACAGAGGAAACCAGGAUUGACACCACCCUACACCGCAGCCAGGUGUCUCCCCAAGGCCUGCAUGUCCGGCUGCGGCCGGGUGAAGAGCAGCACUUUGCCUUUGAGGUGUUUGAACCCCUGGAGAGCCCUGUGGACCUCUAUAUCCUCAUGGAUUUCUCCAACUCCAUGUCUGAUGAUCUGGACAACCUCAAGCAGAUGGGGCAGAACCUGGCCAAGAUCCUGAGCCAGCUCACCAGUGACUACACUAUUGGAUUUGGCAAGUUUGUGGACAAGGUCAGCGUCCCUCAGACAGACAUGAGGCCUGAGAAGUUGAAGGAGCCAUGGCCCAACAGUGACCCUCCAUUCUCCUUCAAGAACGUCAUUAGUCUGACAAAUGAUGUGACAGAAUUCUGGAAUAAGCUGCAGGGAGAGCGCAUCUCCGGCAACCUGGACGCACCUGAAGGGGGCUUCGAUGCCAUCCUACAGACAGCUGUGUGCACACGGGCCAUCGGCUGGCGCCCUGACAGUACCCACCUGCUGGUGUUUUCCACCGAGUCUGCUUUCCACUAUGAAGCUGAUGGUGUCAAUGUGCUGGCUGGCAUCAUGAACCGCAAUGAUGAGAAAUGCCACCUGGAUGCCACAGGCACCUACACCCAGUACAAGACACAGGACUACCCAUCAGUGCCCACGCUGGUGCGCCUGCUCGCCAAGCACAACAUUAUCCCCAUCUUUGCUGUCACCAACUACUCUUACAGCUACUAUGAGAAGCUUCAUACGUAUUUCCCGGUCUCCUCACUGGGAGUGCUGCAGGAGGAUUCGUCCAACAUCGUGGAUCUGCUGGAGGAAGCCUUCUAUCGCAUUCGCUCCAACUUGGACAUCCGGGCCCUGGACAGCCCACGAGGUCUGAGGACCGAAGUCACCUCCAAGAUGUUCCAGAAGACAGAGACUGGAUCCUUUUCGAUCAGGCGGGGGGAAGUGGGCACAUACGAUGUUCAGCUGCGGGCAGUGGAGGACAUAGAUGGAACACACGUCUGCCAGCUGGCAGAGGAGGACCAGAGGGGCAGCAUCCACUUAAAACCCUCCUUCUCCAAUGGCCUCCAGAUGGACGUGGGCAUCAUCUGUGACGUGUGCCCCUGUGAGCUGCAAAAAGAGGUGCGGUCAGCUCGCUGCCACUAUAGAGGAGACUUCAUGUGUGGACACUGUGUGUGCAAUGAGGGCUGGAGCGGCAAGACUUGCAACUGCUCCACGGGUUCGCUGAGCGACACGCAACCCUGCAUACGAGAGGGUGAGGACAAGCCAUGCUCAGGCCACGGCGAGUGCCAGUGUGGACGCUGUGUGUGCUACGGUGAAGGCCGCUACGAGGGUCAUUUCUGCGAGUAUGACAACUUCCAGUGUCCCCGCACUUCUGGGUUCCUCUGCAAUGACCGGGGACGCUGCUCCAUGGGACAGUGUGUGUGUGAGCCUGGUUGGACAGGCCGCAGCUGUGACUGUCCCCUCAGCAAUGCCACCUGCGUCGAUAGCAAUGGGGGCAUCUGCAAUGGCCGAGGCUUCUGUGAGUGUGGCCGCUGUCACUGCAACAACCAGCAGUCACUCUACAUAGACACCACCUGCGAGAUCAACUACUCGGCGAUACGCCUGGGUCUCUGUGAGGACCUUCGCUCCUGUGUGCAGUGCCAGGCCUGGGGCACUGGGGAGAAGAAGGGGCGCACGUGUGAGGAGUGCAGCUUCAAAGUCAAGAUGGUGGACGAACUUAAGAAAGCGGAGGAGGUGGUAGAGUACUGCUCCUUCCGAGACGAGGACGAUGACUGCACCUACAGCUACACCGUGGAGGGUGACGGCAGCCCUGGGCCCAACAGCACUGUGCUGGUACACAGGAAGAAGGACUGUCCUCCUCACACCUUCUGGAGCUGGCUCAUCCCCCUGCUCAUCUUCCUUCCACUCCUCCUGGCGCUGCUGCUACUGUUCUGUUGUAAAUACUGUGCCUGCUGCAAGGCCUGCCUGGGGCUUCUCCCUUGCUGCAGUCGAGGUCACAUGGUGGGCUUCAAGGAAGACCACUACAUGCUGCGGGAGAACCUGAUGGCUUCUGACCACCUGGACACACCCAUGCUACGCAGUGGGAACCUCAAGGGGCGGGACAUGGUCCGCUGGAAGAUCACCAACAAUGUACAGCGGCCUGGCUUUGCCACCCAUGCUGCCAGCACCAAUCCCACAGAACUUGUACCCUAUGGGCUAUCCCUGCGCCUUGCCCGCCUUUGCACCGAGAACCUGAUGAAGCCUGGCACCCGAGAAUGCGACCAGCUGCGCCAGGAGGUGGAGGAAAAUCUGAAUGAGGUGUACAGACAGGUCAAUGGCGCACACAAGCUUCAGCAAACUAAGUUCCGACAGCAACCCAAUGCCGGGAAAAAGCAAGACCACACCAUCGUAGACACAGUGCUGAUGGCACCCCGAUCAGCCAAGCAGACACUGCUGAAGCUGACAGAGAAGCAGGUGGAGCAAGGGGCCUUCCAUGAACUCAAAGUGGCCCCUGGUUACUACACCCUCACUGCAGAGCAGGAUGCCCGGGGCAUGGUGGAAUUCCAGGAAGGUGUGGAGCUGGUAGAUGUGCGCGUGCCCUUAUUCAUCCGGCCUGAGGAUGACGAUGAGAAGCAGCUGCUGGUGGAGGCUAUUGAUGUGCCUGUGGGUACUGCUACCCUUGGUCGCCGCCUGGUAAACAUCACUAUCAUCAAGGAGCAAGCCAGUGGGGUGGUAUCCUUUGAGCAGCCUGAGUACACGGCCAGCCGCGGGGAGCAGGUGGCCCGCAUUCCUGUCAUCCGGCACAUCUUGGACAAUGGCAAGUCCCAAGUCUCCUACCGCACACAGGAUAAUACAGCACAGGGCAACCGGGACUAUGUCCCUGUGGAGGGUGAGCUGCUGUUCCACCCUGGGGAGACUUGGAAGGAGCUGCAGGUGAAACUCUUGGAGCUGCAGGAAGUGGACGCCCUCUUGCGGGGACGCCAGAUCCGUCGCUUCCAUGUUCAACUCAGCAACCCCAAGUUUGGGGCACGCCUGGGCCAGCCCAACUCAGCCACUGUCAUCAUCGGGGAGCAAGAUGAAGUGGACAGGAGCCUCAUAAAUCAGACCCUUUCAUCACCACCACCCCGAGGAGACCUGGGUGCCCCACAGAACCCCAAUGCCAAGGCCGCCGGGUCCAGGAAGAUUCAUUUCAACUGGCUGCCCCCUCCUGGCAAGCCAAUGGGGUACAGGGUGAAGUACUGGAUCCAGGGUGACUCAGAGUCUGAAGCCCAUUUGCUCGACAGCAAAGUGCCUUCAGUGGAGCUCACCAACCUAUAUCCAUACUGUGACUACGAGAUGAAAGUGUGCGCCUAUGGGGCACAGGGUGAGGGUCCCUACAGUUCUCUGGUGUCCUGCCGCACCCACCAGGAAGUACCCAGUGAGCCGGGACGUCUGGCUUUCAAUGUUGUCUCUUCCACGGUGACCCAGUUGAGCUGGGCCGAGCCAGCUGAGACCAAUGGCGAGAUCACAGCCUAUGAGGUCUGCUAUGGACUGGUCAACGAAGACAACCGACCCAUUGGGCCCAUGAAGAAGGUGCUAGUGGACAACCCCAAGAACAGGAUGCUGCUCAUUGAGAACCUUCGAGAAUCUCAACCUUACCGAUAUACAGUGAAGGCUCGAAAUGGGGCUGGCUGGGGGCCUGAGAGGGAAGCCAUCAUCAACCUGGCCACACAGCCCAAGCGGCCCAUGUCCAUCCCCAUCAUCCCAGACAUCCCCAUUGUGGACGCCCAGGGUGGAGAAGACUAUGAAAGUUUCCUCAUGUACAGUGAUGAUGUUCUGCGCUCCCCAGCCAGCAGCCAGAGGCCCAGCGUCUCUGAUGACACUGGCGGCACCUGGAAGUUCGAACCCCUGCUGGGGGAGGAGCUGGACCUGCGGCGCGUCACGUGGCGGCUGCCCCCGGAGCUCAUCCAGCGCCUGUCGGCCAGCAGCGGGCGCUCCUCCGACGACGGCGGAGCCGGGGGCUCGGACGGGGAGGGUGGUGGCAGGACCCGCGGCGCCACACCCCGGCCCCCGGGAGAGCACUUGGUGAACGGCCGGAUGGACUUCGCCUAUCCAGGCAGCGCCAACUCCCUGCACAGGAUGACUGCCGCCACUGCUGCCUAUGGCACCCAUCUGAGCCCACAACUGUCCCACCGAGUGCUCAGCUCAUCCUCCACCCUCACACGGGACUACCACUCUCUGACCCGCACAGACCACUCAGCCGCACUGACCCGGGACUACUCCACCCUCACUUCACUUUCUUCCCAGGACUCCCGUGGGGCUGUGGGUGUGCCAGACACACCCACCCGGCUGGUGUUUUCCGCCCUGGGGCCUACAUCUCUGAAAGUGAGCUGGCAGGAACCACAGUGUGAUCGUGUGCUACUGGGCUACAGUGUGGAGUACCAGCUGCUAAAUGGCGGUGAGUUGCAUCGGCUCAACAUCUCCAACCCUGGCCAAACCUCAGUGGUGGUGGAAGACCUCUUGCCUAACCACUCCUAUGUGUUCCGAGUGCGAGGCCAGAGCCAGGAGGGCUGGGGCCGAGAGCGAGAGGGUGUCAUCACCAUUGAAUCACAAGUGCAUCCACAAAGCCCUCUCUGCCCGCUGCCAGGCUCUGCCUUCACUUUGAGCACCCCCAGUGCCCCAGGUCCACUGGUAUUUACGGCCCUAAGCCCUGACUCGCUGCAGCUGAGCUGGGAGCGGCCACGGAGGCCUAAUGGAGACAUCCUCGGCUACCUGGUGACCUGUGAGAUGGCCCAAGGAGGAGGACCUGCUACCACAUUCCGGGUAGACGGAGACAACCUUGAGAGCCGACUGACAGUACCUGGCCUUAGUGAGAAUGUGCCCUACAAGUUCAAGGUACAGGCCAGGACAACUGAGGGCUUCGGGCCAGAGCGUGAGGGCAUCAUCACCAUCGAGUCCCAAGAUGGAGGUCCCUUCCCCCAGCUGGGCAGUCACUCCGGGCUCUUCCAGAAUCCACUGCAAGGCGAAUACAGCAGCAUCACCACUACCCAUACCAGCUCCACUGAGCCCUUCCUCAUGGACGGAUUAACCCUGGGGUCCCAGCGCCUGGAGGCAGGAGGCUCCCUCACCCGGCAUGUGACACAAGAGUUUGUAAGCCGGACGCUGACCACCAGUGGAACCCUCAACACCCAGGUGGACCAACAGUUCUUCCAUACCUGAACUCUCCAACCUCCUGUGGGUCCUGAAACCUGGGUCCCCCCUGCCUUCUCUCCCUAGUGCUUCCUUCCUUGGCUGCUCCAUCCUUGGACCUCCAAGGGCCAGCCACUUGCAUGCUGACUAAAGAGCCAGCAUCUCUAGCCAUAGAGGGGGGGGUAGGUGUCCUCUGGGAAGCAUAAAGCAGGGGGAGAUCCCAGAGGGCCUUUGUGGCUGCCCCCUAACCUGGUCCAAAAUCAGCCCAAGAACCCAGCCUUUGUUCUGCACUUAAUAAAAGACUUUGCUAUUGCUU